Trichoderma reesei QM6a is the source of this 552-nucleotide messenger RNA. RefSeq lists its product as uncharacterized. Lineage: Eukaryota; Fungi; Ascomycota; Sordariomycetes; Hypocreales; Hypocreaceae. The record is from RefSeq and is a predicted model, not a curated record. The transcript has a single exon. The annotation marks the transcript as partial. Gene Ontology annotation, molecular function: protein binding.
ACCAUGCCGUCCCUGAUCGAACGCCUACCGCAAGAGCUCCAGAGGCUCGUCUUCUCUCACCUCGACUACCAAACACUCAUCCACCUGUCCACCAUGAACCGAUACUUCCAUCAGACCAUCGAUCCCCGGGCGAUGGCGGAUCCCGCAGACAAGGCCCAGUUCGUCAUGAGGGCCGCCAAAGACUUUCCGCAGCACCGCCCCAGCGAAAAGGGGCACGACUACAAGCCGGGCAACUUUGAGUGCUACGUCUGCUUCCGCGUGCGAUCGCCCGAGCACUUUGACAUGCUGCAGCCCCUGUCCGUCUACGUCGACGUCCAUGGGCACAUUGUCCGUGAUCGAGAGCCGGACCCGCGGUCGGAUCGACUCGUCAUGCUUCGGAGGUUCUGCAUCUCGUGCGGCGUGGACACGGGGAUUCACGCCCCCUUCGACUGCCUUACUACAAGGACGGGGCGGGACCUCUGGGUUUGCAGAUGCAGGAAGGUGUGGUCUAAGCCGGGCUGCCUGCGGUGUCCUGACUGUCAGGGAGACUGUCCGCUUCGCCCGAGGAGGAAG